AAUUAGGGGUCUGCCCCAGCAGCAAGGACCAGGAGGAAGGAGUGGGAGGGAUGGAAGGAAUAAGAGUAGUAUUCGGGAGGACGGGUGUUUUGGUGGGUGAUGGGUCCUGAAUCCACCAGGCUCCCAGCAGCAACUCUGGGACUGGGGUCAGGGGUGGCGGAGGGGGAAGUGUUCUUACCAACUGCUCUGAGUGCAGCAGGUCCUCUGGGAUGUAUCGGUAUAUGAAGUCUUCAGGGGAGCAGACCAACUAGGGGUCUGCACCAGUAGCAAGGACCAGGCAGAAGGGGUGGGAAGGAUAGAAGGAAUGGGGGGCAUUAACUCUUUUAAUAAAGUUUUUACCCAAAUAGACAAUGCAUCCCAGUGUCCCAUCCCCCAGCCCCUAUGGCCCUCAGACCUCUCAGUGCCAGUUGACUUCUUACAUUGCUGUUGACGUCACUUUCUCCAGUCUCUUUUCUCCCUCCAUGUUGGCUGUGGUGCCUAAGCCUGGUUUCACUCCAGCCACCCUUGCUGUGUCCCACGGAAUUUACCUUUGUUCUGUCCGGAGAAUGCUGUUUCCAGGGCAACAGCAUUCCGAUUGAGACUGUGAGUACUUGGAAAGGACUCGGAAAGAUGCAUCUAGUCUUGCUGAUCUGCCUGCUGGCAGGAACCACUGGGAAGAGCUGCCUCCGCUGCUGGCCAGAGCUGCUCGCCAUGAUGGACUAUGACCUGCAGGUGCUCUGGGGCAGUCCAGGGCCACCUACAGAACUCUCACAAAGCCUACACUCCUUUUUCCUGGAGAAUAACACCAUAUUCUUGCCCUGGUAUCUUGCUCGAGACAAUUUGGAUGAGGAAACAGCUACAUUUUUCACCCAAGUAGACAACGCCAUUAAAAAGCUGAGGGAUGAUAAGCCAGCACUGCUUAAUGAGAUUCGGGUUCAGAAGAGUCUCCUGGACGAGAGGCUGAAGGAGAAGUCCCAGGACCUGAUGCAGAAGGGUAGGAAACGGGGCUGUCCCUGGUCUCCACUCCACCCAUUACCUUUGCCACUGUGGCCUAUAGACCCCAAUGGGCAAUCCCUCCUAAGGUCUCCCCAGGAACUCUGGUCUACCCAAAGAAUAGGUUCCUUCCAUGAGUCCCUAGUCCCAUGUCCUACCACCGCUCCCAUCUGUGUCUGCCUCUCUAGUGCCUCAGUUUCUCCACCAUCUCACUUUCCCAGGCAGUCUGCAAUGAGUCCUGUGACAUCCUCUCCGAAAUGGAAGUCACUGCAUGUGCUGACUGCCGGAAGUUCUACCUGUCCUGCAAUGACUCUACCUUGUGCACAGGUCAGUAGCCUCCACUGUACUCACCGAACCUUGAUCCAUUCACCCUCCCUUUCCCAAACCCUCCACCCCUGGAGUUGCCAUCUCUGUCCAUCAUUCUUUUCUAUCCAGACUAGAAUGUUUCUGGAUUUUUCCUGCUGGGUGGAGGACAGCAGAAUCUUUGAGGUUUCUUGAUGUCCUUGUGUCUGGCUUCAAAGUCUGCGAGCCACUUGCUUCUGGGUCCUUAGAUUCAGCAUGUCUGAAACACUCUCAUCCCAUCUCUAGUCUUGACUACUGUAGCUGCUUGUUUUGCGAAUGCUAAUUAUGUUCCCCCAAAAAACCUGCUUGCAGGGAGUAUCUGCACUAGUUUCUGGGAGCCUGCCCCCAAUUGGUUAUGAUUGAUAAAUAAAGAUGUCAACAGCCAAUAGCUGGGGAGGACAGACAGGCAGGAUUUUAGGAUUCCUGGGCUUGGCACCAGAAGUGGAGGGAGAGAGAUCUUCACACAGGGACAGUGUGGAGGAGAAAGACCCACCAUGCUUAAGAGUGUGGACAGAGGAGAGAGAGAGUCCACUAUGGGGUAGAAAGACAAGGAAAGUGCCCCAGCCUCUGGACCAAGAAAACGUGUACCAGAUGGCUGUCUAACUGGAGUUAAGAGCAGCCAAGAUGGAACAUAGAAUUAGUAAGUAAUAACUCAGGAUUAACAGCAUGGAGGUUAGGCAGUGGCCCAGCUAUUGUACUGUUUAAGACAUAUUAAAAUAUAAAGGCUGUGAGUGUGUCUUUCGUUGGGGAACGUAAACCAUUGAGGCAGGUAGCAACCCUGCCACUGAGUUUUAUUAAUAUUAAAUUCAACAGGCUACACCUUCAGUGUCCUUCUUAGCAACUAGUCUCACUUAGACCCUCACACCCUAAUCCAAGAGCCUUCCUCCUCGAACCUCAGCUAAACCUGGUUGAAUGGAUUGCUGAACUUCAUUCUCCCUUCCCCAGUCACCCCUCUCUCCCUCUCCCUCUCUCUCUCUCUCUCUCCCUCUCCCUCUC
Mus musculus (house mouse) is the source of this 2310-nucleotide messenger RNA. RefSeq names its product testis expressed 51 (gene Tex51). Lineage: Eukaryota; Metazoa; Chordata; Mammalia; Rodentia; Muridae. The transcript has 4 exons. The record is from RefSeq and is a predicted model, not a curated record. The coding region runs from base 610 to 1470 and encodes 286 amino acids.